AUGGCAGAGUUUCGGGCGCCGGAGGAAGCGAGACAAAGCGGGUUUGCAGACAACGCACUCACGGUACCCUUACCUAGCGGAGGUGCGCGAAGGCACGCGAAGCAACCCGAAGAUAUCAGCGGCCACAGGAGGAAGCGUGAAAAGAGCCGUCUGCAAACCGCAAAAGCUUACGCGGGUUCGGGGCAUGGAGGCAUUCAUGGUCCUUCUGCCGGCUUUCUGCGCCCUGUCUGGCGCAUCCGCAGGCGUCUCAACGACUGCGGUAUAACUGAUGAAGACGUCGACGGGGGUGAUCUCGCGUCAUGCCUGGACAACGCAGGGCGAGAACUGGUCGUGGAACUGUGGCUGAGCAGCAACGCCCUCACCACCCUGCCGGCGGGGAUCUUCGAGGGCUUGACGGUGCUCGACGCUCUGUGGCUGACCAGCAACGCUCUCACCACCCUGCCGGCGGGGAUCUUCGAGGGCUUGACGGCGCUGAACAGUCUGUCUCUGAGCAGCAACGCCCUCACCACCCUGCUGGAGGGGAUCUUCGAGGGCUUGACGGCGCUGAACAGUCUGUCUCUGAGCAGCAACGCUCUCACCACCCUACCGGCGGGGAUCUUCGAGGGCUUGACGCCGCUGGGAUCUCUGUGGCUGAGCAGCAACGCCCUCACCACCCUGCCGGCGGGGAUCUUCGAGGGCUUGACGGCGCUGGAACUGCUGGUGGAAGUCGAUGAUGAUGCCUCUGAUGUCGCCGACGGACUUCAUGUGGACUUGUACGGCGACGAGUGCGCGCCUGUACCGGAGUUUGCUUCGCCGGCACCUGAAUCGAGCUCAGGAGCAACUUCGCCGCCCCCAACACCAGCCCCUUCAUUGGGCGUCACCUCAACCACCAGUCCUGUAACUACGUCUACUCCCGAACAAACGUCGACCCCCGACUCUACACCUACCGUAGCGGGGAUAGUUUCUGCAGUUGCUGGGGCGGCCCUCAUCGCACUCGCUGUGUUCUUGAGGAUGCGGCGAGCCUCAAGGCAGAAAACGACUAAAAUGUCCGCGGCUCCUCCCACCCACGACGACGGCAACGUCGAGCACGGCGGCGAACAGCAGCCGGACGUCGUCCCCCCUCCAUACUCAGCAGUGGUUGUCGCAGGCAACGGAAACGACAUGGCGCCUUCCCACCAGGACAACGCAUCGCUUUGUCGCAAAGCACUGACGAUGGAAGCCGACGGAGUUGAUAGGGAAGGCAUCGUCCCGCUCCCAGCAGCAUCUGCACUCGCCGGCGAGGUGGAGGCGAGCGCUGAACAUGCUGCCAAAGAUUGUCGUGCUCGGCUCGCCAGCGCUGGCCCAGCGGAGAAGUUGCCGGCAGCCACCACUGCUACAACUUCCACUGCCAAUCUGUCGACAGCGGAGCGGGACGAGCUUUCCCAAUUUCACCAGAGAGAACGCGUAGAGGAUGCCGCGCCGGUCUCCGGCGAACUCAAACCCGAAGAAGCCUCCAGCGGCGGCCCUGGAGCCUCCUCAGCAGCUGACGACCAAAACUCGGCCGACAUCGGGCUUGGCCGCGCCGUCUUCGAGGCAGCCCAAGAACUGGCGCAUCAUUGCCAGAUCCCUGGCGUCAGCGAGGCGGCGACAGCGGUGUGCAUGAUGGCGAACCUGGUGACGGAUGGCCGCGACAACGCCAGAGCGAGUGAAUCAAGACUUCGGCAGUGCAGCACGGUCGUUAUGGCGCUCAAGCGAGCGGCGAAGGUGGCCGAUAAGGGCGGGGACACGAUCGGUGAGGUGGCGCGUGGGAUGAUUGAAGACGUGCACGGGGCCAUCUUCGAUCUAGUGCAGCUAAUAAAAACCUACCAAAGCAAGAACAAGCUUUCAAGGUUGUUCAUGUCGACGCUUUUCAAGCGGCGCCAAGAGGAGCUUAACGCCAUAGUGGACCAAGCAAUGAUGCGGCUGCAGUUGGGGCUUCAGCUGCAAGUUGGACAAGACGUGGGCGCGGUCAAGGAUAAGUUUGACUCAGUCAAGGAGGGAAUUGACCUCUACCAGCUUUCCCUCUCGGAGGCUGCAUCCGAGUCCGUGGCGGAGGCGCGUCGCGUCAAGCGGCAGCGCAAGCUUGACCAAGUCGAGAUUCCUGCGGAAUACCUGUCCAUCACAAACGAGCUGCUGGGAAAGGGAGGCUUUGGCGAAGUGUACCUGGCUGACUACAACGGCCACAAUGCAGCGGCGAAGGUGCUGCAUAUCGCCCAAACGGGCGCACUUGACGAGACCCAAAAGCAGCGGGAGGCGAGCCAGCACAGAGCUUUCUUGCGUGAGCUGGAAGCCAUGAUCCGCCUGCGGAGCCUCAACACGGUCAACGUCUACGGAGCAGUGACAUCUCUGCCAGACCGUAUGGUGCUCGUCAUGGAGCUGCUAGCCGGCGGAGAUCUCCUCACGUUGCUAAGAAAGUCCAAGAAGGCACUCCCCGGGCAGCAGUCAAGGCAAAUCAUCCGAGAUAUCUGCACCGGCAUGGCUUUCCUGCACGGCAAGAACACCGUCCACGGCGACCUCAAGUCGGCUAACGUGCUUCUGGAUGGCGACGGCAGGGCGAAGAUCGCGGACUUCGGUACGUCCCGGUGGACGCAGACCACAAACUCCACUGGUCUGGCAACGUACACCACCAGAUCAAGCCAGACCACUCUGAUGAGCAUCGCCUGGAGCGCACCGGAGGUGCUCGAGUCAGAAGGAAGCUCUUACGAGAGCGAUGUCUACAGCUUUGGGAUCGUGGUGUGGGAGGUAAUCUGCAGAGAACUGCCUUGGGCGAAAAAGACCCGUCCUCGCGACAUAUUGACGGCGGUGUUGAGGGGGGUUCGGCCUUCGUUCCACGUAGACGCUCCUGCCGACAUCGUGUACAUCGCCAAGGCCUGCUGGUGUGGGGAGCCGAAGGAACGUACCACAUUCAGAGCGAUCUUAAUGGGCAUCAAGGCAAAGGACUGGGGUGAUGAAUAG
Messenger RNA from Ectocarpus siliculosus, 2952 nucleotides. Lineage: Eukaryota; Phaeophyceae; Ectocarpales; Ectocarpaceae. The record is from the annotation of a GenBank genome assembly.